Molecule: messenger RNA, 3489 nt
Organism: Sclerotinia borealis F-4128
Lineage: Eukaryota; Fungi; Ascomycota; Leotiomycetes; Helotiales; Sclerotiniaceae
Source: the annotation of a GenBank genome assembly
AUGGCCACUCUCGAUUUUUUGAAGCGAGCUCUCAGAGAGGAAGCCACGAGACAGACGAAAUCCCCGAAGCAACCAUUGUGCGACACACAGUACAAUGCCAGUUUCGAUAUAAUGAUGCAUGGCUCAGAAUGGAUGUCUUACGAAGACUUCAUCAUUCCCCAACUAUCUGAGCUUCUAAAGCCUCUCUUGAGUUCGCGUAUCAAUCUUUCGGUGCUAGAGAUUGGACCCGGGUCCAAGAGUGUGCUUGGUCAUCUCCCUAUAUUUCUGAGAAGAAAGUUUAGAAGUUAUGCUGCAUUCGAGCCGAAUGAGUUGUCUGCUACAAGAUUGCAAGAAUGGUUUCGCACUUCUUCCGCAGCAGAUUCCCCGCUGCCAUGUUUGGACAGCUCCCCCAGGAUCUAUAACGCUCCCUUCGAUCUGAACAGCGGCGCAAAGGACGCUACCCAGACUGAUACAAGUCAUGGCGAGGAAAAGUUCGACGUCAUUCUUUUCUGUCAUAGCAUGUAUGGUAUGAAGCCGAAAUAUGCGUUUAUCCGACGAGCAUUAGAACUGCUUGUUCAAUCUCCAGAGGAUGGAAUAGUGGUAGUUUUCCACCGCGACGAAGAUCUUGAUCUUGGCGGAUUGGCUUGCGAUAGUACGGCUAUUUUUCCUACUGGGACUGUCACUGUGGCAGACGACGACAAGACUCUGGAUAAUUUUGCUCCAUUCAUCGCGGGUUUCGUUAUGCAGGAUGUAGAGCUCGACAAGGCUGUCCGAAGCGAGUGGAUCAAAAUAUGUCGCGCCUUGGCUUGCCAUGAUCAAACGCGUCCAGGUCGUCUCUUGUUCAGCUCGCCUCAACGUAUGGUGUCAUUCACUCGACAUGCGAUUGCGUUACCUGAUCUCACAGCAAAGGUGCUAUUGGCGAACAAGGACAAAACGAUUAAAAGCUGGGAAGCUCGCUUGCACCAACCUGCAUUAAUCGUCAGGCCAACAAGUAUCCAGCACAUCCAGCAAUGCAUUCAAUGGGCUUUGAAGCAUAAGGUUGGACUUACCGUUAUUGGUGGGGGGCAUAGUGGUCAUUGUAUCUGGCCGAACGUCGUAUCGGUCGACAUGAGCGCCUUUGACCAGAUACACAUCGUCACCUCUAGUCAGGAUGCAAGAAAUUUUGAUUCUUGUACUGAUUCUGAUUCUUGUAUUGUAGCUGAGACCGGAUGCAAGACAGACGAUAUCGUCCGUAAGGCCAUGGCAUCGGAUCUGACAGUACCCCUAGGGUCCCGACCAAGUGUGGGCGCGGGGUUGUGGCUACAAGGCGGCAUUGGUCACUUAUCUAGGCUUCACGGGCUCACAUGUGACAACAUCAUAGGCGCUGUUAUGGUCAGCGCUGACUCCGGUCAGAUUCUUCACGUCGGAUGCGUACCAACACAGCAUGUUCCGGCUGCUGCUGUCCGCCCCGAAAAUGAGAUCGAUCUUUUGUGGGCAAUUAGAGGUGCUGGAACCAACAUUGGUAUCGUUGUAAGCGUUGCUUUCAAGGCUCACGCGGCUCGAACGUAUUCGAUGAGAAACUGGGUCUUUCCACUCAAGGAUAACACCGAGGCGCAGCUCAAGCUCAAUGAUUUCGACAAAUCCAUUACCAGGGAACUUCCUCGAAACUGGUGUGCAGACGCAUAUCUCUAUUGGAACGUCGAGCAGUUGCAUCUUGGGGUCAGCAUCUUCGAAUCUUCUACAACUGACCCGGAUAUAAAAACUUUCACGCGUGUAGCCAAAUUAUUGGGGCCCGAAAACAUAUCCUAUACUGUUGACGGUGUCGGUUUGUUCGACACUGAAAUGUACAUGUCUGGGAUGCACAAUGGAAACGGCGGCGGCAAAACCUCCUCGUUUAAGCGAUGCUUCUUCUUGAAAAAUAUCGGAGAGGUGCAUAUCGCUGAUCGUUUGGUAGCGGCGAUUCAGUCUCGUCCUUCGCCAAUCUGCUAUCUCCAUCUGUUGCACGGUGGCGGAGCAAUUACCGACGAAGCCGCCGAAGCCACUGCUUUUGGAUGUCGCGAUUGGGAUUUUGCCUGCAUCGUUACUGGUGUUUGGCCCCGCGACCAGAAUGAAACAAACGCAGCUCGAACUGCCGUACAGUGGGUUUAUCAUGUCGCGAGAGACCUGUUGCCCUUUUGUAGCGGAGUCUACGGUGCCGAUCUCGGACCAGACCCUAGGGACACCGCACUGGCGGCUGUAGCUUUUGGACCAAACUUGCCGCGUCUGGCUCGUCUCAAGCGCAGCUUAGACCCGUGUAAUAUAAUUGCUUAUGCCUGCCCGCUUCUCGAGCCGCCAAGGAAACAGAAACUCAUCAUUCUGGUCACAGGCGAUAGCGCAGCCGGUAAGGAUUAUUGCGCCGAUAUCUGGGUCUCCACAAUUACCACAUACACCCAGAAGAAACUCACGACACGUUCGGUUAGUAUCAGCGAUGGCACUAAGCGAGAAUAUGCAAAAGCUACUGGCGCAGAUAUAAAUCGGCUUCUUCGGGAUCGCGCCUACAAGGAGCAACACCGGCCAAGGUUGACAACAUUCUUUCAGGAUCAGAUGCGUCAAAGACCUAACUUACCGAUGGAACACUUUCAAAGUAUCAUUCAUGAUGCUGCAGAUAUUGACGUGUUGCUGAUCACUGGAAUGAGAGACGAAGCGCCAGUCGCAAUCUUCUCGCAUUUAGUAUCAAACAGCAGACUUCUCGACGUCCACGUCAAAGCUAGUCAAAGGCUGCGUGGGAUUCGUAAGGGGAAUGAUGAGGGUGAUGGCCAUGUUGAUGACAGUAAAUAUAUGAACAAUGAUAAUGAGUUGAAUUCGACAACCUUACAUUAUCGCCCCAAUCUCAUGUUCGAAAAUGAACAAACUGGAAAAGAGGCGGCAGAAGCAUUUGCCAGACGGUAUCUGCUUCCAUUUUUACAUGAGGACUUAAAUCGACUAGCCAGUAUGGUACCUGUGGUACCCAAUCAUCCGCGAGCGGGCAUCGAUUUCCGUCAUGUGCUUGACAUCUCCCAGCAGCCAGGUGGAUUAAACCUGUGCACGUCUCUGCUGCAAGCUCAUUUCAACGGUGAUUGGGCCAAAGUCGAUGCAUUGGCCUGUUGCGAGGCUGGCGGUUAUGUAUUUGCAUCAUCUUUGGGGGUGCAGGUUGAUGUGCCCUUGGCGCUGAUUCGAAAACCUGGCAAGCUCCCGCAACCUACCGUUUCCGUCGUGAAAUCUCCAUCGCAUGUUUCGUCUACUGAAUCCAUUGAUUUGGAAGAAGAGAAAUUUGAAAUGAAUCAAGAUGUGGUUCGCAAAGGUGACUCGGUAGUGAUAGUAGACGAUGUACUUGCCACAGGCGAGACGCUCUGUGCGGUGCUACAGUUGUUAAUUAAGGUUGGUGUUUGUGUUGAGGAUCUCAGCGUCAUGGUCGUUGCCGAGUUUCCAAUUCAUCGAGGCCGGGCCAUGUUGCGUCAGCGGGGCUUCGGAGGAGUCAGUAUUCAGAGCCUUUUGGUCUUUGAUGGUGCUUAG